Fusarium musae is the source of this 1638-nucleotide messenger RNA. RefSeq lists its product as uncharacterized. Bases 1 to 1638 code for a protein of 545 amino acids. The record is from RefSeq and is a predicted model, not a curated record. NCBI's taxonomy places the organism in Eukaryota, Fungi, Ascomycota, Sordariomycetes, Hypocreales, Nectriaceae. The transcript has 2 exons.
AUGGCUCCGGACUCGUGGUCCGACGCCGAUAGCGUGUCGCAGGCUUCGCAGGCUUCGCAGCAUUCUCAAAUGUCUAAUCAGGAUACUUCUCUUGAUCGGCAGCUGAUCCGCCAUUUGAUGCAACGCUAUGGUCGUGAUGGCAUUGCUCAAUUGAUAAACGAGGAGGCUAAUUCGUCUUCCAUUUCCAUCAACGAUGGAGCAUCUGUAGUUACUUCAAGUACAUUUUCUUCGGUAAAAUCUGAAGAAACCCCAAGCAUCUUCGAUAAAGCUAGCAUACGAACUUUUUCAUCCGACAACUCAUCGACUCGAGGCAGCAUCAUCUCCAACGUAUCCGCCCGCACUGCCAAGCUCCUUGGUCGCAAACAGGCUGCUCGCCCUUCCAUCACCCACGAGGAGGAAACAUCGCCCGCAUCCAAUGAAUCGUCAACACCAGCGCCCAAGCAAAAGGGCUCUUUUACAUGUGGCUUUUGCAGGGAAGAAGGCAUUCAGAAGACAUGUACCCGUAAAAACGACUUGAAGAGGCACAUUGAGGAUUUCCACAAUACCAACGCCCAAUGGUUCUGUCGACAAAAAGGUUGCGACAUGGUUUUUGACUGGCAGACGGCAUACAAAACCCAUUUAAAACAAGCUCACGGUGGUUCGCGCAUGGCCCUUGAUGAAGCCAAGGUCAACCUAUGUCCUCAAACUGUUUUUGCUUGUGGUUUUGAGAACUGCUCUCAAGUUUUUGAAUCUCCCAACGAUGACGAGGCCGAUACGAUUUUUAAGGAAUUUGUGGCCCAUGUUGUCAAGCAUUUCGAUGAAGGCUCCAACAGCGGAGAGUGGACUUAUUCUGCAAGGAUACGAAACCUCCUUCGACAAUCUGGUCUGGUGCGUGCCUGGCAGGGUACUUCGUGGGGUGAAGACGAACGAAGUCAGUUGCAAUGGCACCCUCAAUCCAGUGGCAUUCUCAGGAAACGCCUUGAAACAAGACAUCUCGGUGACCUGCAACUUCUUGUUCAGUAUGCCAUUGCCCUUGGUACGGAACCCUCGUCGAUCAAGGAGUAUCGCGAAGAUUUCAUCAACCCUCUCAAGGAUCAAUGCCGCCAGGUCAUUAUGGGACACAAGUCUCGGGCACCUCCUCUGCCACCCUCAGGCCCGUCUCCAAGUACGGACCAGCACCAAUUCCGCAUCUCUCGUGGAACCACAAAUCCCAAUAUGGCAUACAUGGCUCAGCGCCGCGCCUAUGCCCAUAGACCCGGGCCUCUUCGUUCUGGCCGAUCCGCUCCGGCUCCGCGCCACACUAUGCCUGUUAGUUCGGCAACUCCUGGAGCUAUGCCGCACCAUUUCCAGUACAACAUGGCUUCAGCACCCAUGUAUGAUCCCCGGCAACAGCAGCAAUUUGCAAUGAUGCAGCAAGCUAGUGGAGGCAUUAUUGCCGAGGACUUGCGGAGUUUCCAGUCUAUUGCUGGCAAUGUUCCAGAGCAGGACAUUGACAUGCCGGAUACUGAUAUGAUGGACUCUACAUUCAUGUCAAGUCCAAGCUUCUCAGGUCCAUAUGGACCUCAAGGUAUUACAACCGCUGCUGAUGGAGCAUGUAUUACAUCCACAGACCCUAUGAACCCACACGUACAGUUUGGGUUUGACUCAACAUACACAUAA